UCAUCAGAAACAAUAUAGACUCCUGAAACGAUCAAACUUCAAACAGCAGAAUACUGAAUCGUUCAAAGACCCUUGUGAACACACCUGAUACUCACAGGCAUGGAGAAAGCAACAGCAGUGGAGGAGUCUUUCCUGACGUCAUCAAUAAUACAAGAAAAUAGAAGAGGGAGUACUGAUGAUCAUCCAUGCAUGUCAUCCUCCAGCGGUCCACUGACUGAGGAGCUUCAGUGCUCUAUAUGUCUGGACGUGUUCACUGAUCCAGUCAGCACUCCAUGUGGACACAACUUCUGCAAGACCUGUCUGAAUGAACACUGGGACAACAGCCAGGCCUGCAGCUGUCCAUACUGUAAAGAAACAUUCAAGCAAAGACCUGAUCUCAAGAUUAAUACCACACUCCGAGAGAUUGUAGGUCACUGUAAAAAGAAAAGUCCUGAGAAAAAGCCUGAAGUUGUGUGUGACAUCUGUGAGGAAAGAAAGCUGAACGCCCUGAAGUCGUGUCUGGUGUGUCAGAGCUCUUACUGUGAAACUCACCUGGAGCCGCAUUUGAGAGUGGCAGGUUUGAAGAAACACAAACUGAUGGAUCCUGUGAGUAAUCUGGAGGACUAUAUAUGUCAGAAACAUGAUAGACCUCUGCAUCUGUUCUGUAGAGAUGAUCAGACAAGGGUGUGUUUGAUCUGCUCUGUGAAAGACCACGAGAACCACAACACUGUUCCUAUAGAAGAGGAGAGUGAAGAGAAGAAGACUGAACUGAUGAAGACACAGAAAGACACGCAGCAGGUGAUCCAGGACAGAAUCAAGAAGAUUCAAGACAUCAAACACUCAGCAGAAGUCAGAAAAAGAAACACGGAGAAGGAGAAAGCAGCCCAUGUCGAGCUCUUCACUGAUCUCAUCCGCUCCAUUGAGAGACGUCAGACUGAACUGCUGGAGAUGAUGGAGGAGCAGCAGAAAGCAGCAGAGAAACAGGAGCAAGAGCUGAUUGAAGAGCUGGAGCAGGAGAUCACUGAGCUAAAGAUGAGAAACACUGAGCUGGAGCAGCUCUCACACACUGAAGAUAACCUCCACCUCCAACAGAUUCACUCAUCCCUGUGCAGCCCUAGAAACAGCAGGAACUGGCCUGAGAUCAGUAUGAAGACUCAUGAGAGUCUGGAGACUCUGAGGAGAGCUCUGACUCAACUGAAGGACACUAUAGAUGAGAAACUCACACUAACUGUCUCUACAGAGCUGAAGGUGAUGCAGCAGUAUGCAGUGGAUGUGACUCUGGAUCCUGAUACAGCUCAUCCUGAUCUCAUCCUGUCUGAUGAUGGAAAACAUGUGAGACAUGGCGACAUUGAGCAGAAACUCCCAGACAAGCCUGAGAGUUUUGAUAAAUGUGUCUGUGUACUGGGAAAGGAGGGAUUCUCCUCAGGGAGAUUUUAUUUUGAGGUGCAGGUGAAGGGAAAGACUAAAUGGGAUUUAGGAGUGGCCAGAGAAUCCAUUAACAGGAAGGGAAAGAUCACAGCAAGUCCCAGUAAUGGAUACUGGAUUGUGCGGCUGAGGAACGGGAAUGAAUAUAAGGCUCUCUCUAGUCCUCCUGUCUCUCUGUCUCUGAGAGUGAAGCCGCAGCGGGUCGGUGUGUUUAUGGAUUAUGAGGAGGGUUUGGUCUCUUUUUAUGAUGUGGAGUCCAGCUCUCAUAUCUACUCUUUCACUGGUCAGUCUUUCACUGAAAAACUCUAUCCAUAUUUUAGCCCAUGCAAAAAUGAUGGAGGUAAAAACUCCAGCCCACUGAUCAUCACACCUGUCAAUUAUAAUAAAUGAAU
Molecule: messenger RNA, 1796 nt
Organism: Sinocyclocheilus grahami
Lineage: Eukaryota; Metazoa; Chordata; Actinopteri; Cypriniformes; Cyprinidae
Product: E3 ubiquitin-protein ligase TRIM39-like
Exons: 8
Coding region: 100-1794 (564 amino acids)
Molecular function (GO): zinc ion binding; protein binding
Source: RefSeq, a predicted model, not a curated record